AUGCUCAUCAAACUCUCCACUGUUGCCCUCUUCGUCGCUUCGACUGCGGUCGCAUUCCCUUCCUGGGGCAACUCUGACAACCUCGCCCCCGUCAUUUCCUCAUCCAACGCCGAUGUCGUCCCCGACUCGUACAUCGUCGUCUUCAAGGAUGGCGUCCAUGCCAACGACCACUCUGCCUGGGCUGCUAACCUCCACAAGCGUGACUUGACCACCAACGGUAUCUGGGACAACAUCUCCAGCGGUGUUAAGCACGUCUAUGAUAUGGGUUCCUUCCAGGGCCUCGCCGGUCGCUUCCGUCCCGACGUCCUUGAUGAGAUUCGCAAGCACCCCGACGUCGACUACAUUGAGCGCGACCAGCUUGUCUAUGCUUCCGAGAUCAAGAUCCAGACCCGCGCCCCCUGGGGUCUCGCCCGUAUCUCCCACCGCAAAGCAUUGACCCUCGGCACCUUCAACAAGUACGAGCACAACCCCAACGGAGGAGAGGGCGUCACCGUCUUUGUCAUCGACACCGGUGUCAACAUUGACCACAACGAGUUCGAGGGUAGAGCCAAGUGGGGUACGACCGUCCCCGCCAACGACCCCGAUGCAGAUGACAACGGUCACGGUACUCACUGCGCCGGAACCAUUGGCAGCAGAGCCUAUGGUGUCUCCAAGAAGGCCAACAUUGUCGCUGUCAAGGUCUUGCGCUCCAACGGAUCCGGCACCAUGGCCGACGUCAUUGGAGGUGUCGACUAUGCCAUCAAGCAGCACAAAGCUCUCGCCGAGAAGCAGGGCAAGAAAUACAAGGGUUCCGUCGCCAACAUGUCACUCGGAGGUGGCAAGUCCCGUGCCUUGGACGACAACGUUGCAGGAGCUGUUGCUGCUGGUCUUCACUUUGCCGUUGCCGCUGGUAACGACAACCGCGAUGCCUGCGACUACUCCCCCGCCGGUGUUCCUGCCGCCGUCACUGUCGGUGCCUCAUCCUUGGAUGACUCGCGCGCCUACUUCUCCAACGUCGGAAAGUGUGUUGAUAUCUUCGGACCUGGAAAAGACAUCGAGUCGACCUGGAUUGGCUCCAAGUCUGCCAAGCGCACCAUCUCUGGAACAUCGAUGGCUUCCCCUCACGUUGCUGGUUUGAUCGCCUACUACUUGUCGCUGGCCCCCGCCUCGGAAUCGUCCUUCAACUCUGGUGCCUACACCCCUGACGAGAUGAAGAAGUUGCUCAUUUCCCGCGGUACCCGUGAUGUCUUGUCCGAUAUCAAGGGCGACACCCCUAACGUCUUGAUCUACAACAAUGCCGCUGAGGACAAGGAGAAGUUCUGGGCUUGGUAA
Linnemannia hyalina is the source of this 1311-nucleotide messenger RNA. Lineage: Eukaryota; Fungi; Mortierellomycota; Mortierellomycetes; Mortierellales; Mortierellaceae. The record is from the annotation of a GenBank genome assembly.